This is a messenger RNA of Hyaloperonospora brassicae, 1914 nucleotides long. The record is from the annotation of a GenBank genome assembly. Lineage: Eukaryota; Oomycota; Peronosporomycetes; Peronosporales; Peronosporaceae.
AUGUGGCCGUCCGACGCGGAGCUCCUGGACCCGCGCGAGAGCCACCGUCGACGGGAGGCGUAUGCACGGGCACUGGACCACCAGAUCGCGCUGCGGCGGUCGUACCAUCAGCAGCAGCAACAGGCGAUUGACGAACUCGAGCGCAAGUUCGCACCGAGCGAGCGCUCGCCGUCCAAGUGGCUGGUCGAAGGCGGUCGCUGGGACGUGCCAGCGACUGCAUCGUCGCAGUUGACUGCCGUACCGAGCGAUGGGCUUGAUGGUGAGCAGAAACAGGACCGAGGUGCGGCCACGGGGGAAACAACGAGCGUGGCACGGUCGCACCCGCGGUUCCGAGUCGUCGACAAGCUCGAGGCGAGCGAGCGACUGCGGGGACGUGCGCAGCAGAUGCAGUGGAGAAAGAUCUUGGACGAGCAGGUGCAGGAGAAGAGGAGGCUGAAGCAGGCAGAGGAGGAAGAAACGAGACGCCGUGAGAAGGUCGAGGCAAAGAAGGACGUAUGCUGCUUUCGCGGUCAACAGAAGCAGCAGCAGUGGACCCCCGCGGUGAAUGCAGAGGCACGUGAGGACCGGUCCAAGCUGGAACCUUCAUAUCACGCACUGUCGUCGCUGCACGAGCUUGUGCAAGCGAAACGACAGCUGGCUGACGCACGGUCAAGUACGUACAAGAAGAGAUCGGACAGUGAUGAAAGAGAAAAUGACUAUGUGUUGCUGGAACCUCAUCGAAAUCAGCUGGGUGGAGGUACGGGUGUUGCAGCAAGCCAUUUGCCGUCUCAGAUUCCUUCACAAGUACAGAUGCCGCGAGGGGAUGAAUGGAGUAGUGGGAACAACGACCAGCGCGAUUCGUUUGAUCGUAGCGUAAGCGCCCGGAUGGAUGGAAGGCAGCCAAGUUUCGAUGGUAAUAACAUGCAGAGCUCGUAUCAGCCCGUGGUGCAGCAAAGACGUAUAGUCGAUGAGUAUCGCUCGCUGCUCAUGGAGAUUCGUCGUGAACGCGAAGAACUCCGACGCGAUCGAGAUGACGUGCGUCGGGAAAAAGACGAGCUGCGCGUGCAGCGGGCGCUGUUGCAACUCGAGAACGAAAAAUUGGUUCGGUUGGUGGAUGCGCAAAAGGUGCUCAAUGGGCAACAACAGGCUGAUCAUUAUACGCGAUUGGCGCAGCAAGCUCGACAGCAGAUCCAAGAACGGCAGCAGUCUCAGGAAAGGGCGAACCAGCGCCGGACAUUACCUGUUCAGGACAACAACGCACAUAAGGUUUUCGAGCUUCCGAGUCGCCACGACCAUACUUUCGAAAUGGAGGCACAUUCGCGACUGAGCCACAUUCGCCAGGGUCUUGUCGAUCUAAAUGUGCACGAUGAGCAUUCUCGGUCAGCUGUGCGAGAGCGACGAAUACAGUCACCAAGUCCAAUGUCCAUGGCAGAUUUCGUAGCGCCCACACCUAACAAACGAAUGACCAACGACUUUGUGUACUCGCCAGACUUCCAGCCAUUGUCACAAUACCGCCCACUGUCGGCUGCGACAGCCAAAAGCGACGACGACGUGAUGAACCGGUCUCUAGUUGGCGAAAGCGUUUUCGUUCCACUGAGUCCGAAUUCGUUGAAUCACAUUGACAAUGGACCUGCACUGCAGACUGCUUCUCCUUCGACAUCGGACGUCAGUAGUUGUCGUGACAAUUGUCUUGGGAGCAGCCGUGUGAUUGAAAGUCGAGGCUUUUACGAUAUUCACCAAGAGAUCAAGAGUAAUGGAGAGCCUGGUGCUUCUGUUCAUGUAUCGGCCAGUGGUAGUGGCAUCACCUCGGACGUUGGUAGCAGGCCUGAUGGCGGAGAAAAAAACGCAGAGGACGAGCUCGGACAACUCGACGACAACAGUAUGGGCUCGCACCCAGUCGCUAGCAGUAACCUGGUCCAGGAACAAGAAGUGUAA